AAGAUGGAGGCUGCAGCUGAGCUUUCUCCCUGCUCGAGUCCAGACAGAGCGUCCCCCUUUAAGGCCAGUGGAGUAUUUGUACAUGAGGAAAGCCUAAUGCCAGUCAGAGUAGGGAUGAGAUGGUCCAGUUCUACAGGAUGACCCUCUUCAGGACCUCCAUGGUGGGCCAAGCCAGCAGUGAAGUUGGAGGUAGUCAAAUAGUCAUCAGAUCCAUGCCCUUCAUCACACUGCAAGCCCAUCCAGUAAGGCAGAUGGCUGUACAACCAAUGUGUCUGGUUCUACCUGAUGUUUCUACCUGUUUAAAAGGAGGGUUUUUACCUCUGUUGGGAGAGACAAGCUCUUGAGAUUGGAGUACUUGUGUGACCACCACUCGGACCGCUUGAGUAAAAUGUGUCGCUUCCACUCCUCUCAGCCCUCUGAGCCUGUGAGGCAGAGUGUUGAGCUCGACCCCAGCCAAGGUGACUCCUGUCGAGUGAAAGCAGCAGUCGAGGAGUAAAGCGGCCGCUCUGGUGUUGAGUUCAUCUCCUAUUUGAUUCAGCGAGGAGAAAACCUCCAGUCACCUUCUCUCCUCUCAAUCAUAUCUUCCCCUGGGCUCGCUGUAAUCCACAGCAUAUUAGAGGCACCUUCACCUAUCUCCUCCCAGUUUAUUUUUCUCCUUUUUCCUCGUACUUCGGUUCAGGUCUGACCCUUUAAACUCGCGGUGUAACGGUGGUAAUCUAAACCUAUUUUACAGCUGACCUUUUCCACUCUGCCCAGCAGCAGCUGUUGACCUGGAGUCGUCUCCGUCCUCAGAUUCAAAAUGCAGUGCAGCUGCAGCUCCUCGGUGGGACACCUUUCAUCGCCGUACUGGAGCAGAACUUUGCUUUUCCCCGACUGGGCCUACAAACCAGCCUGGUCGCCGGGCUCCAGACAGGUGCAGCUUUGGCACUUCCUGCUGGAGUUGCUGGGACGAGGCGGGGUCGGGGCCAUCGGCUGGGGAGGAGAGUGGGGCGAGUUUGUCAUCAGGGACCCCGAGAGGCUAGCCAGGCUAUGGGGGGAGAGGAAGGGCAAACCGCACAUGAACUACGACAAGCUCAGCAGGGCGCUCAGAUACUACUACAACAAACGUAUCCUGCACAAGACCAAAGGAAAAAGAUUCACCUACAAGUUCAACUUCAGCAAACUCAUCCUGGUCAACUAUCCAGGACAUCAUCCACCUCCACAUCCAGCAUCCAGCCAUCAGCUGGUGCAGAGCGGCCCUCUCCCCUUUCCUCUCCUGCCCUCUGAGGGUGGUCUUCCUCUGUGUGGAGGAGCCGGCUCAAUAAUGGACAGAGCUGUCCUCCCUGUGCCUCACCCCAUCCUGCUCCCCUGCUGCCUCCCAAAGUACGUCCCGAUGCCCCACGCUGUCCACUUCCCCUUCGUUCCUGCCCCUGCACGUCUGGGAUCCAACCUGGAGGAGCUGAGGGACUCGGGUCUGCCACCUCCGACCUCAUCCCUCCAUCUCAAGAGCCCCAUGGGCUGGGAUCAUCUGAACCACAUCCGCAGAGGCCUGUUUGGUGGUGUGAAGCAGACUGAAACUGAGCGAGAAGGGAGGAGAGGGGGGAGCGACACACAGAAGGGGGAGAGGGAGUGAAGCUAAGGACCAAACUCCACCAGAUGGACACCUCUCCCUCCUCAGAUUCGCACUGUUGUCUUUUUCUGGCUAAUUAUUCAGUAGUCUGUUAUCCGCUGUGUGUAAUCCACUGACUUUGUAUUUAUUGGGUUGGACUAUGAUGUUUUUGUUGUUAGUUUACUUUUUGCUGAAUAGAGAUGUUUAGGAAGUAGCUUUUCUUCUGUCAGCACUUCACGCCACAGUCGGGGAAUUGCACUUGUAAACAAUUAACAACAUGGCACUUGUGUUUGAGUUAAUAAAGCAGAACGCUCAGCUUACAUUA
Messenger RNA from Notolabrus celidotus (New Zealand spotty), 1913 nucleotides. RefSeq names its product ETS translocation variant 3-like protein. Lineage: Eukaryota; Metazoa; Chordata; Actinopteri; Labriformes; Labridae. The record is from RefSeq and is a predicted model, not a curated record. Gene Ontology annotation, cellular component: nucleus. Gene Ontology annotation, molecular function: sequence-specific DNA binding; DNA-binding transcription factor activity, RNA polymerase II-specific. The transcript is spliced from 9 exons. Gene Ontology annotation, biological process: cell differentiation; regulation of transcription by RNA polymerase II. The coding region runs from base 800 to 1612 and encodes 270 amino acids.